Messenger RNA from Gekko japonicus, 4035 nucleotides. It is a transcript of the gene BRD3, whose product is annotated as bromodomain containing 3. The record is from RefSeq and is a predicted model, not a curated record. Bases 227 to 2506 code for a protein of 759 amino acids. The transcript is spliced from 13 exons. Gene Ontology annotation, biological process: chromatin remodeling; regulation of DNA-templated transcription. NCBI's taxonomy places the organism in Eukaryota, Metazoa, Chordata, Lepidosauria, Squamata, Gekkonidae. Gene Ontology annotation, cellular component: nucleus; chromatin.
GGCGGCGGGGCGAGCGCAUCCCCACGGCCAGGCCAGGCGGAGCCGGCGGCGGCUCGGGCCCAAAAAUCUCAGCACUCCGCUCUCCCCCUCCCACUCAGGCUGCAUGGUCCGUCCCUGGAAAUGGGAUGUCAGUCCCAUUCAGGGAUCUUAAAAGAAGCCAGACCUUUCCUUUGCGCUGGCUGUUGUUGUCGGCUUGACCACAAGUGAGACGCAGACGCAGGAGAAAAUGUCCACCAUCACAUCUGCGAUCCAGGCGCCCCAGGGCCCUGUCAACCCUCCUCCCCCAGAGUUCACCAACCCCAACAAACCCGGAAGGAAGACCAACCAGCUGCAAUACAUGCAAAAUGUUGUGGUGAAGACUCUGUGGAAGCAUCAGUUUGCAUGGCCCUUCUACCAACCAGUGGAUGCAAUUAAGUUGAAUUUGCCAGAUUAUCACAAAAUAAUCAAAAACCCAAUGGACAUGGGCACGAUCAAGAAGCGGCUGGAACACAAUUACUACUGGAGUGCCAGUGAAUGUAUGCAAGAUUUCAACACCAUGUUUACAAAUUGUUACAUUUACAACAAGCCCACCGAUGACAUCGUCCUCAUGGCUCAAGCCCUGGAGAAGAUCUUCUUGCAGAAAGUGGCCCAGAUGCCUCAAGAGGAAGUCGAACUGUUACCUCCUGUUCCAAAAGGCAAAGCUCGGAAGUCGGCUGCCAGCGCGCACAGUGCAGGAGCGCAGCACACCGCAGCUGUGUCUUCUGUGUCCCCGCCGGCCCCCUUCCAGAGCGUUCCUCCCUCGGUCUCGCAGACGCCAGUCAUUGCCGCCACGCCUGUGCCAACCAUCACCGCAAACGUCGCCCCCAUCGCCACUCCCCCUGCUGCUGCACCCCCUCCGCCUCCACCUCCUGCCGCUCCCAUCAUGCCAGUAGUUCCUCCAGCGCCACCUAUUGUCAAGAAGAAGGGAGUGAAGCGGAAAGCAGACACAACCACGCCCACCACGUCGGCCAUUACUGCCAGCCGGAGCGAGUCACCCACCCCACUGUCGGACCCCAAGCAGGCAAAAGUAGUGGCUCGGCGGGAAAGUGGGGGCCGGCCCAUCAAACCACCAAAGAAAGACCUGGAAGAUGGGGAGGUCCCCCAGCACGCGGGCAAGAAAGGCAAGCUCUCGGAACACCUGAAAUACUGUGACAGCAUCCUUAAGGAGAUGCUGUCGAAGAAGCAUGCCGCUUACGCCUGGCCCUUCUACAAGCCCGUGGAUGCCGAGGCCCUGGAGCUGCACGACUACCAUGACAUUAUCAAGCACCCGAUGGAUCUCAGCACUGUGAAAAAAAAAAUGGACAGCCGGGAAUACCAAGAUGCCCAGGGGUUUGCGGCGGAUAUUCGGUUAAUGUUCUCUAAUUGUUACAAGUACAAUCCUCCCGACCAUGAAGUUGUGGCCAUGGCCAGGAAGCUUCAGGACGUCUUCGAGAUGAGAUUUGCCAAGAUGCCGGAUGAGCCGGCAGAGCCUCCCCUGCCGCCGCCUCCAGCAGCGCCCGUGGUGAGCAAAAGCACAGAGAGCAGCCACAGCAGCGAGGAGAGUUCCUCGGACUCCGACAGCUCCGACUCGGAGGAGGAGAGGGCCACGCGCCUGGCGGAGCUCCAGGAGCAGGAUUGUUCCCGAUCUUUGAGGCAGUGCUACAAGGUCAAUGACUCCCGAGACUGGAAUGGAUGGAAUCUGAAGGCCGUCCAUGAGCAGUUGGCUGCCCUGUCCCAAGCUCCCGUGAACAAACCAAAGAAAAAGAAAGAGAAGAAGGAGAAGGAGAAGAAGAAGAAGGACAAAGAGAAGGAGAAGGAGAAAGAGAAGCACAAAGCAAAAGCGGAGGAAGAGAAGAAGGCCAAGGUGGCCCAGCCGGCAAAGCAGGUGCAGCAGAAGAAGGCUCCAGCCAAGAAGGCCAACAGCCUUCCCGUGGUGAACAGGCAGCAGAAGAAAGGAGGCAAGCAAGCGUCAGCGACUUAUGAUUCAGACGAGGAAGAGGAGGGCCUGCCCAUGACCUAUGACGAAAAGCGACAGCUCAGUUUGGACAUCAACCGCUUGCCCGGGGAGAAGCUGGGCCGGGUGGUGCACAUAAUCCAGUCACGGGAACCCUCACUCAGAGACUCCAAUCCUGACGAGAUCGAAAUAGAUUUUGAAACCUUGAAGCCCACGACGUUACGAGAACUGGAAAGAUACGUCAAGUCUUGUUUACAGAAAAAGCAAAGGAAACCAUUUGUCUCAGCAAUUGUGCGUUCCUCCUCCACAGCUGCAAGUGGGAAGAAGCAAGCAGCGAAAUCCAAGGAAGAGCUCGCUCAGGAGAAGAAGAAGGAGCUGGAGAAACGCUUGCAGGAUGUGAGUGGGCAGCUGAACAACAACAAGAAGCCCGCCAAGAAAGAAAAAUCCGGCUCUGCCCCCUCCGGAGGCCCUUCCCGCCUCAGCAGCAGCAGCUCCUCGGAAUCAGGGAGUAGCAGCUCCAGCGGAUCCAGUUCAGACAGUAGCGACUCGGAGUAAGCUACGGACACUUUUAACCUGCCUGGACAGAAAAUGGACAUCUCGUUCACACACACACCCCGUCACUCUGCGGCGUUCCCUUCUGUUCUCGGUUUUUUUAAUGGUCUGCUUUGUCCUGUCACUUUGCUCUUUUUAAGCAUUUUUUUAAAAAAUUCAGUGUUAUAAAACAGAUACUUUCCAAAAUUAAUUUUUUCCCACUUUUCUUAGGUCAAAGAUCUUUGCGUGUGUGUGAUUAGACUUUACGAUGAGUAAUUUGCUUUGCUUAAAGUCUCUAAACAUUUUAAUGGAAUGUGAAUUUGCUCAGCAAUGAGGAGAUGUGGACGCUCCCAAUGAGAGACCAUAAAAAACCAGUGUAAUAUAUGGGGGGAGGGGUGUUUUGGUAAAUUCUUUUUGUCCUGGGAAAUUCCUUCUUAAUGCAGCCCGAGACUGGUUCAUCUCUAUGACAACAUAAGGUGGAGGGGGGGGGGCUCUCUGUAAAAUGGUACUGUAUCCAGAAAAUGUUAGCUUUUGAAGUAGUCAAUGUAUUUGUUCUUAGCACUAGUACUCCUAACUUCCAGGGACCUGAUGCACCAUUCUAGUGCUCAUGCACAGAUCGUGCGAGAGAACUACCUAGUGGAUUUGGCCCCAAGUCUACAUUGUGCUGAAGAUCAUCAUCCUUUUUUAUGUAUAAGAGGGAAGAAAAAGAAAGCUUAUGUACUGUGGAUUGUUAAAAAUGUAUCUUUUUAGAUAUUUCUUUUAUCCUUUUUUAAAAAAUGAUACCGAGGUUCAGGCUUCUGUUUUGAAGGCUCUCAAGAGGUUGCCUAGCAGAUUAAAACUGGGGUGUGGAAUCCUGGUUCUUGGAAACUCAAGGCAGGGUGGACGGGAUCUGGGCACAUCACGUGUACCGUGGGGCUGGGGACAGGGUGUGAUGCUCCUUGUGUGUGGUAAAACAGGGAAUGUUCCUGGAGGGCUGGGGAGCUCCACACUACAUGCACAAGAGCGUUCUCACAUUUCAGAAGUAAGAGGAGGACAGUCUGUCUCUCACGCGGCCCCUGGCGUAUCCUCUUCCCCUUCAGGUAAUCUACAUUCGGGGGGUGGGGAAUAUCACCCAGGGACCCUCCCAGUCUCCCCACCAAUGGUCAGGUAUUGUAAGAACCUUCUUAUGUUGAACAGGAUUUUGUGUCAAGUUGCCUGGAUCUCUCCGUGGUGUGGGCCUCCUUGCUCAGAUCUUGUUUCCCUUUUUGGAAGGGGAAGAAUAAUGAGGUCUGGCAUCACUGUGAAGCAUCUCACUAAUGCACAGCAUGCUGAUGAGGGGUGGGGUGCGUGGUUCCUCCAUCGUGCAAAGAGGUGGGUAAUGUGUGAACCGGGAUCAUAUUCCUAGGAACACUGAGGUCCUUCGAAGCUUACUGGGGGCUCCUCAAGAAGCUCCAUAAUGCCAGGUAAGUUUCCUCACAAGAAAACUGGUCCCAUCUGGUUGUGACAUGACGGCUUCUUCCUGGCUAAGACAGAAACAUCCUGCUCGAGAGACGCGUAGUGGCUGGAGUGGAGUG